AUUAUUUGAUUAUUAUCCUUUACCAAUUCAUAACUCAAAUCAGAUGUAAAGAAUACAGAAGAAAACAAUACUUCAGAAUAAGUCUCUAGAAUGUAAUUAUAUGAUGUUAAAAUGGUAUCUCUAUAUUAAUAUAAUUGAAUAAUUUUGCAUUUAAAUGUAAUUGCAGACCACCGCCUUUAUGAGGGAAAAAAUAAUCAUCAAUAAUGCCACAUGUAAUUUUUAGGCAAUAGAAAUUUGAUCUUUACUAUUUUAAGUUUAGAAAAUGAGCUAAAUAUAAUUAGUGACUGAACUCAGUUGUUCCUGUUCUCUUUAUACUACAGAGCUUAUCUAAUAAAUACAAAACACUGUAAACAAACAGCUCAUGUCUUGUGUGCUAGUUUUUAAAACAAUAAAAAUAAGCCCUUCACCCAUGAGGGGCAUUUUCAUAUUGCCCUCACUGUUAAAUUAUCUCUAAAAUAUAGAGAGCUUCCGCAUAGAUUGUCAAGUUUCUGUUUGUCCACCACACAUGCCACACUUAAAAUGGCCGCUUCAGAUGGACGCCUAUAGUCGACUCUGAUAUUGCCUGAUGGUCCUGAGAAUAAUAAUAAACAAACGCUACUCUCCAUUCCAUCGCCUUCAUGGAUAAACGUUGUUUGUCUAUUUCCCCGACGUUUUAGACCAAAUUUGGAUGUAAUUUUAUGCCUAUUACACGACGAGCUGGGCAAAUUCGCUUGGAUUCCGAAUAAUUAAUAAUCUUUAAUAACCUUAGCUUUAAUAAUCAAACGGUUGAAGAUCAAACGCUAGUUUGGCUCGCGAGGUAUUUUCAUCGCACGUUUGGCUCUUUUUUUUUAACGUUUCCAGUUUUUAUUCUAGAGUUCGUUUUUUUCACUGAAAUAGUUUUGGAUUUGCUGGAAAGGCAUUUUAAUAAUUUAUUUAAGGGUGGCGCUGUUGAGUCAUGUCUGGAAUUGCUUUGAGUAGACUGUCACAGGAGCGCAAAGCCUGGAGGAAAGAUCAUCCUUUUGGUUUUGUGGCUGUACCAACCAAAAACCCAGAUGGCACCAUGAAUCUCAUGAAUUGGGAAUGUGCAAUACCAGGAAAAAAGGGGACUCUUUGGGAGGGAGGAUUGUACAAACUGAGAAUGCUCUUUAAGGAUGAUUACCCAUCUUCACCACCCAAGUGCAAGUUUGAGCCUCCAAUCUUCCAUCCGAACGUCUAUCCUUCAGGUACAGUGUGUCUGUCCAUACUGGAGGAAGAGAAGGAUUGGAGACCAGCCAUCACCAUCAAACAAAUAUUGUUGGGCAUCCAGGAGCUCCUGAAUGAGCCCAACAUUCAGGACCCAGCGCAGGCAGAGGCCUAUACGAUAUACUGUCAAAACAGGAUGGACUACGAAAAGCGUGUGAGGGCACAAGCUAAGAGAUUCGCUCCUACAUAGAGCGGCACGUGCACAAUCUAAUAAAGAAAUUCUGCACCGAUGCCAUUCUGAUGCUCCAGAAUCCUUCACCACUCAAUGAAAAACCCCAAAACUGCAGUUGAGAGUUGAAAUAAAGAUUUAGUUCAAGCUGGCUUCAGCACAGAACUGAAUGAGAAUGGGUGCAAAACAAUUCUAAGAUGAAAGCAACCAAGACAAGUUAAUGUUGGCUGCUGAUCACUGACCAGUGUUUUAUAUAGUGAUAGUGAAAUCUUGUUUUGUUUAGUUGAUGAGGAAAAUGGUUGGUGAUCAGUCGCUAAGAAACAACUUUUACACAGAGCAAAGAUGGUAAAGGUUUCUGUGUAUAUAUAGUAUAAAUAUAUAAAAUUAUUUACUUUUAUUUACUUUUUUACUGUUUCAUUAUACUAAUUAAAUAAGUGUGGCCAUAAUAUAUGUAUUGAGUGUAUGUAUAAUUUGAAAUAAAAAGAUAAAGUGGUUGCUAAAAGCGUUGUUGUUU
Onychostoma macrolepis is the source of this 1904-nucleotide messenger RNA. Its product is annotated as SUMO-conjugating enzyme UBC9-like. The transcript has 7 exons. The record is from RefSeq and is a predicted model, not a curated record. Gene Ontology annotation, molecular function: SUMO conjugating enzyme activity. The coding region runs from base 935 to 1411 and encodes 158 amino acids. NCBI's taxonomy places the organism in Eukaryota, Metazoa, Chordata, Actinopteri, Cypriniformes, Cyprinidae. Gene Ontology annotation, cellular component: nucleus. Gene Ontology annotation, biological process: protein sumoylation.